Naegleria fowleri is the source of this 2619-nucleotide messenger RNA. RefSeq lists its product as uncharacterized. The transcript is spliced from 2 exons. The record is from RefSeq and is a predicted model, not a curated record. The coding region runs from base 1 to 2619 and encodes 872 amino acids. Lineage: Eukaryota; Heterolobosea; Eutetramitea; Acrasida; Naegleriidae.
AUGAUUGAUCAUAAUCAUGUUUACGGAUCAUCCAAGAAAAAAUCAAAAGAGAAGAAUAAAGAAAGACAUGGAGAGAUUAUGAGUUAUGUAACAGAAGAGGUGAUGCCUCAACAACAACCUUUCGUUCUAAACGAUGAGAAGGAGUAUAGAAAAGAACAAGGGAAAGAACAAAAACGAUCUAAAGAGCAAAGAAAUGAAAGUAAAGAACAAAGGAGAAAGCAAAUUCCUAUCGAAAACUCACCUUCCGACACUGCUCCUUCUCCGUCAUAUACCUCCAAACAGGAGAAGGAAUCCAAACGAAAAGGAGACAAGCAAAAAAAGAAGGAAAGAGAACGAGAAAUGAAACUGACCGAAGAAUUUGCAUUAAAUCCUCCCACUCAGAAGGAAGAACCUUCAAUUCAGAAUGAUCAAGCUGUGGUGCAACCAACAAAGACCAUUGAGAUUCCAUUAUCACCUUCCCCACUUACGCUUACACCCCCCACCAGCGAAGUGCGGCAAGAGCAGCCCACAGUUCAAAAAUCAUUGGAGUCUUUGAAGCCAUCACCAACGAGAGAAGAACGUCCAUUAGAAAACCCAAAAUCAAAUCGUUUGGAUGCAACCGAGUCUGUUUUGAAGAUUCCAAAUUCCUCCGAAAUGAAAAGUACAAGUUCUUCUCCCUCUACACCUAUCACUACUAUUCAACAUCAGGAACACCUACAAUCUAAUGAGAAUCUUCGUUUUACUGAACCAUCUUUACAUGAAAAAAAAACAUCAAAAACUGAACGUUUGGAAAAAGAAGGCGAGAAAAGAGAGAAAAAGGGUAAAAAGAGCAAAAAGAUGGAAACAACACCAACAGAGACACCUGAAGAAUCUAUUCACAAGAUUCCCAACUCAUCCCCUGAGAUGAAAAGUGAAAUUUCUUCCCCCACGCCUAUCGCCACUCAACAACAAGAGAGUAAGGAACAAUUAAGCCAAUCGAAUGACAAACUUCGUUUUACAGAACCUCCAACAAAUGAUUUGCAUACAUCCACUGAGCACGAAGAAAGCAGAUCAAAAGAUAAAGAAAGCAAGAAAAGGGGUAAGAAAGAGGGUGAAACGAGCAAAAAGGAGGAAAUACGAGAAACGGUCAAAUCAAAACUCCUGGAAAUGGUCAAAGAAAAGAGAGAGAAAAGAAGUAAAAACGAAGAAUACCAGACGCAGCAUGAAAUUCCUCAAGAACAACAUGCCAUAUUAUCCUCAGCCGAAGUGAAGGAGUCACACGAGAUGGGCAAUAUACAAAAAGAAAAGCCCCCAGUAAUCACAAGCAACAACUCAUUGAGCAACUCCAGUGAAUCCCAACACAUGCCUUCCAAGAAUUCAACAUCAAGUGAAACAUCACAACCAGUACAACCAAUCAAUUCUGAAAAUCCCAACAAUGUGACGAUAACAACUCAGUUACCUACUGUCAUCGAGGCCCCAAAAGAAGAGAAACUUACUCAGAUCUCCAACAAAACGGACUCUGCCAAUUCUCAACAGUCACAACGAAUGUUCUCAUGUUUUGGAAAGCUAUCUGAUGCGUUUGAUGUAUGCUCUGGAAAUGGAAUAUGUAUUGAAACUGAUAGAUGUCAAUGCUUUGCAUCCUUUGAAGGAAAUGAGUGCCAAACACCAAUACAAAAACAAAACCUUAAAAAUCUCUUGCAAGAACGGGAGAAGGUUGUCCAGCAACAAAUGCAAAUAGCACAAAAAACCAAAACCAAUGAAGACAAUGGAAAGCAUAUGUCAGCUCAGCUGAAACAGUUUGUUGAAGGAAUUGCAGAAAAUAGUGCAAGUUUACAUGAAAAAUUAAUGUCAGAAGUAUACAACGAAUUGCAUGCACUCGGCAUGACGCAUGUUGAAAGAAACCACACGGACAUUGUGCGAGCAGUUGGUAAACAGCACAAAUACCUCUCACAAAUCAUCAGAAUUCAAAAGGAAUUCGUGAACAAAAUUACAGAGGCUGCCAUUUCGUUGAGAAAGCUCAAAGACAGAGAGCAAAAGAAACGUAUCUCCUAUUCAAGAAUGACAGCUUUGCAACAAUCUUCGACUAAGGUCAUGUUGGAUGUGUUGCCUCAAGAUGUUUUACCAGCAGGCACACGAGUCAUUGGUUCAGAAUUUUUAAAUCCCGCCUCAAGUUGCAAUCACCUCUAUGUGAAAGGUGACACAAAGAAGGGGCUGAAAUGGAUUCAUCCCUCCUUGUCUGUAAAUUCUGCACACACAAUGAGAGUAUUUUGCAGCGAAGGAUGGACUUUGGUUGGAUUACACGGCGGUGCUUCCAAUGUCCAACCUUUUGACUUUUCCUCCGACAUUAAUGAAGAUGGACUCAUGAUGCUGAAAUUGUCCUUGCAAUUUGCUCAACUCAACCUUCAAGUGUUCGACAAAUUCAAAACUGGCGAGGUUAAAAUUCUUAACCUUAAAAACAAUUCGAACAUGUACAUGAAAUCGGAGUGUCCCUUUUCAAAACUGGCACAUUACUGUUCCCAAGAAUGUGCUUGCGAGAUUCGUGAAGAAGGCUCCAACGAAUGGAUCAAGUCUAGCAAGUCUCCACUCCAAACGGGCAUAGCAAUGUUUGUCUUCAUUAAGGAAUCAGUCCCAAUAGAAACUGUAUAUGGUCAAAUCGUCUAA